Molecule: messenger RNA, 5990 nt
Organism: Bactrocera tryoni
Lineage: Eukaryota; Metazoa; Arthropoda; Insecta; Diptera; Tephritidae
Gene: GABA-B-R3
Product: gamma-aminobutyric acid type B receptor subunit 1
Exons: 12
Coding region: 549-4799 (1416 amino acids)
Biological process (GO): G protein-coupled receptor signaling pathway; gamma-aminobutyric acid signaling pathway
Cellular component (GO): G protein-coupled receptor heterodimeric complex; membrane
Molecular function (GO): G protein-coupled GABA receptor activity
Source: RefSeq, a predicted model, not a curated record
UAAAUUGUUUCACCGUGAAGUUAAAUAAAAAAAUUGUGUUUGUUUAAGGUGUGAAUAAUAACGGUUUAUUUGGGUUGGUUGUAAUUUUUUUUUCAGACAGUCAUAUAUUGUCAAUCUCGAAAUUCGCCAUAAAAUACCAAUUAAAUGCAUUUGUGUCUAUGUGUGUGUGUGUUUACCGUUAUUGUUUGUACCAUAAAUUUCACUUGAAUAUGGGAAUACAUUAAAACGGCGUCUUCGUUACAAUCAGUGUCAACAACGAUGAAUCUACAACGAUAAUAAAAGCAGAAACGCUUGAACGCCAACCAACAACAAUAUAAAACGCGACUUUAAGGCAGCAAUGUCCUUCAGGUGCAACGGCGACAUUAAGCGAAACAUACCACGAAUGUUGCUGUAAGCUGCUUGUUGCGCCAACUGUCCUUCAGUGUCGCAAUUGCUUGUCAAGAGUACACUCAGUAUAUGACACCCUGAGCACACAAUAGUAAAAUUUUAAAUGACAAGUAUUUGCAAGAAAAUCCUACCGCUCACAUCACCAUCAUAUCGCCCGAGUAAUGCCAAAGCCACGACAAAAACGUCACUGGCAUUGGCUGAAAACGGGCCAAUUAUACCGUCUCACACUUAUUGUGACAUCAAUAUGUAUACCACUUUGCAGCAGUGCUUCCGGCACGACGAGCUACUUAACCACUGAGAUAUAUAACACUCCUAAGAGCAACAACAACAGCACCAGAAGCCAACUGCAUACACCAAGGAAACAAAAAAGCCUUACAAAAUCACAGGAGCUAGAACAACAGAACUUACAGGCAACCCAAAUCAAACUAACCAACACGCACCAAAGCAAACAUAAACUUAGUCUCCAACCAAACCACAGUCAUGAAAGUGCGCCAACUGAACAUGCUGUCUUGGCACAGACAAGAAACCGUCCCAACGUCGAGCUUAAUUUGCCUACGCCUCCGCUUGAAACAAGUAGUGAUGAUGAUGUGGCAUACGGUACAAAAACAAAGGUGGAAAAGCAUACGCAUGUAGCAUAUGGUCUACAACAAACACCGACCCACCACGCCACACUCGUAAAAGUACAAAACGUAAGCGGCGGUAUUCAGCCCGACACGCAGACUGUGGAGAAAAUAAACUUUAGCCGCAGCUCGACGAGAAUUUCAGCCAAUUGGCCUCAAAACAAUUUGAAGGUUAAUCAAGUGUUUGAAAGUCAACGUCGCAUGACGACAGCAGAAAUUAGGCGCAACAGCCGGCGAAUUGUUUUGCUUGGUCUAUUCGAGCUUUCCAACCGACAGGGACAACGUUUAGAUGGCUGGAGUGAAUUGAGCGCGGCACAAAUGGCCGUAGAACAUAUCAAUAGCAAGAAAAUUUUACCCGACUACACACUGGAGCUCUUGACUAACGACACACAGUGUGAUCCCGGUGUUGGAGUUGAUCGAUUUUUUCAUGCCAUUUACACGCAACCUGACACACGUAUGAUUAUGCUGCUGGGCUCCGCCUGCUCGGAGGUGACUGAAAGCUUAGCCAAAGUGGUGCCGCACUGGAGUAUUGUGCAGGUUUCGUUUGGUUCCACUUCACCAGCGCUCAGUGACCGCAUGGAAUUCCCCAACUUUUACCGUACCGUCGCACCAGACUCAUCGCACAAUCCCGCGCGUAUUGCUUUCAUACGCUUCUUCGGUUGGGAUACCGUUACCACAUUUUCCCAGAACGAAGAAGUCCACUCAUUGGCUGUCAAUGAUUUAGUAACUGAACUGGAGGCAGCAAAUAUCUCCUGUGCGGCAACCAUUACAUUUGCGGCGACAGAUUUCAAGGAGCAACUAUUACUGCUACGAGAGACAGAUACCCGCAUUAUUAUCGGCAGCUUCUCGCAGGACUUAGCACCACAAGUACUUUGCGAAGCGUUUCGGUUACGCAUGUUCGGCGCGGAUUACGCCUGGAUAUUGCACGAGAGCAUGGGCGCGCCAUGGUGGAACGACAUAUCGGCCACUGGAACCAAUUGUACGCCGAAGGAACUGCAGGACGCCGUCGAGAAUUUGAUUAUCAUUGCCAGUCACAAUAGGAUUGUGGGAAAUAAGACCAGCUACAGUGGAUUGAGCAAUGAAAUGUUCUUGUCCGAAUUACGUCAAAGGGCUAAUGGUUUGCUUGAUAACGGCAGUGUUAAUAAACAACGAAAAUCGAAUGCGGCACGUACUCAGAAUUCAUUAAGAGAUAAAGCAUUGAACACUAACGACAUACCCACCCUAAACGCUAUAGCCGUAUCGACUUAUGCACCUCAAACGUAUGACGCGGUUUGGGCAAUCGCUUUAGCAUUACGAGCUGCCGAAGAACGCUGGCAAAAGUUGGGUUUGCAAUCAAAACUCAAUCAAUUCGAUUAUGUGCGAGCGGAUAUGGCGCGGGAAUUCCUUCAACAGAUGGCGAAAUUGGAUUUUCUGGGAGUGUCGGGUCCAGUUUCCUUUAGUGGCCCGGAUCGCAUUGGCACAACGGCUUUCUAUCAAAUACAAAAUGGCACACUCGCGCUCGUUGCCCUCUACUAUCCAGCAGUCAGCCGUUUGGAUUUUCACUGCCCCCAUUGCCGUGCGGUGCGCUGGCAUACCGGCCAAGUGCCCAUCGCCAGACGAAUUUUCAAAAUGCGCGUCGCCACUAUCGCGACGAGCGCCUUUUAUACGAUAGCCACUCUAUCGGUUGUCGGCAUCAUAUUAGCCAUAGCUUUUCUCGCCUUUACGUUGCACUUUCGAAAAAUGAAAGCUAUUAAGCUUUCUAGCCCCAAACUGAGUAAUAUUUCUGCAGUUGGCUGCGUUUGUGUGUAUGUCGCAGUAAUUUUGCUUGGACUGGACUAUUCCACGCUACCCACUCCGGAGACUUCAUAUUCUAAUGUUUGCACGGCACGUGUUUAUUUGCUCUGCGCUGGCUUUUCGCUGGCAUUCGGUUCGAUGUUUGCCAAAACAUAUCGUGUUCACCGCAUUUUCACACGCACCGGCAGUGUAUUCAAGGACAAAAUGCUACAGGACGCGCAACUUAUAAUGUUGGUAUGUAUACUGUUGGUGGUCGACGCGCUCCUCGUCACCCUCUGGGUGUUCGUCGAUCCGAUGGAGAGGCAUUUGCACAAUUUGACGUUGGAAAUCAGCAGCAUCGACCGAAGCGUCGUCUAUCAGCCACAGGUCGAAGUUUGUCGCUCGCAACACACUCAAGGUUGGCUGGGCGCUUUAUAUGCCUACAAAGGCCUGUUGCUUGUGGUUGGCGUGUAUAUGGCUUGGGAAACGCGUCAUGUGACCAUACCUGCACUCAACGAUUCGCAGUACAUUGGUGUAUCUGUGUAUCUCGUAGUAAUUACAAGCGCUAUAGUUGUGGUUUUAGCCAACUUGAUUUCAGAACGAGUGACACUAGCGUUCAUAACUAUAACCUCACUGAUACUGGCAUCAACAACGGCAACAUUGUGUUUGUCAUUUAUACCGAAACUUCACGAUAUUUGGGGACGAAAUGUUAUUGUCGAUCCAGUGAUCCACAGCAUGGGUUUAAAGAUGGAGUGCAACACGCGACGAUUUGUUAUAGACGAUAGACGAGAGCUACAAUACCGCGUAGAGGUACAAAAUCGCGUCUAUAAGAAAGAAAUAGCCGCACUAGAUCAAGAGAUACGAAAGCUUGAACGUAUUCUUGAAUUUGGCACUGCGUCAUCAGCUACAUCUUCUUCCUCGUUAGUGGGAGGACAACAAAGGCCUGAGUUAACAGUUACCAGUGAUACUUCUAUAUUUAUGCAUCCAUCGUCACCAACUUUCCCUCCGGUUUUUCCUGCAUUGCCACCGAGUAAUAAUAAAUCACGGGCACCCAGCAUAUCUGGCAUCCUGCCCAACCUUUUACUAUCUGUUUUACCACCGGUCAUACCGCGUGCCAGUUGGCCCUCCGCUGAAUACAUGCAACUUUCUAUGCGUCGUUCUAUUGCGUUCGCCUCGCAGCCACAGCUGGAAGAACGUAAGAGCGCUGCGACCUGUCUGGCCGAACAAGACCUAUACAAUCUACGCAUUGCCCACCGACAAGCGACGGAAACCAAAACAGGACUAAUCAAUCGCCUACGUGGGAUAUUUUCACGUACAGCCUCAAGUAACAAAGGUUCCAGUUGUAGCCUUGGCGAGCAAAAGAGUUUGCGUGCUGCAUUUAAGUCACAUAUGGGACUCUUUACGCGUCACGUUCCCACCACGCAAGCAGCCUCUUGUAAUGCCAUCUACAAUCAGACAAACCGUAAUGAUGAAGGUUCGAACGGGUCUAAUGAAGCGCCGCUCAAAGCAAUGAAGCGAUUGUCAUUUGCUAAGAGCGGUACACAUUUGGAUGUUGCUACGCCCGACCCCAAUUUUCUGCAAAUACCAUCAAUAUCGGCAGAAACACCAGAAGAGCCCACCCACAUGGGUUUGAUACUGCCACUCGACGAAAGCGAAUUGGAACGCAUCGGUGUAGCGCGUUAUACCAAAGUACACGAGACUAAAGUGAAUUUCCAACUGCCUGCUAAUCGGCGACCGUCCAUUCUAGAACCACAACCCUCUAUGCGUGAGCGAGUGCGUUGCUCUCCACGUUUUCCUCAUCGCGUGGUGCCCACCAGCAGUCUGGGCGCAUUGGAGGAGGCUGAUGAUCGCAGUAGCAUAGCGUUGCAGGAACGUAUACCAUUGGGGCGUGCGACUGGUGCCGGAACUUGGAAAUCUAUGGAAGUCACUACUGAAUCAAAGUUAUCACUCAGUGUGACACCAAGCGAUAAAAGUAGUACACCGACAUCGGGCGAAGUCGAGGAUAUAAUCGAAAUUGAAAUUACAAAACCCAUGGAUUAGCAUAACUAGCAGAUGAAACGCUUAGUUUAAUUAUUUUAUAUUUGGUAGCCUCAUUUUUUAACCAGAUAACCACCCUACUGGUUAAGAAUGCAAUGAAAGAGGUGAGCAUUCUAAAGUAGUGUAGGAAAUAAAACUCCGAACAGUCGUCAAUUACCCAUUUGAGGUAAAAUAGUUAUUGCUGUUUCAGUUUGUAGUAAAAAAUGCCCGUUAACAAUUGACGUUAUUCCAAAUUUUCUACCUGAUACUUUUACACAGACAAUCCUUUAGAAUCUACACUUGUAAAUAACUAGAUAAGUAGUAAGAAAAUAUCAUUUUAAUGAACUCUAGAAACUAUUUCUAAGUAGCGACCCUUUAAUGAUAAAAAAAUAUUUAAGAAAGUUUAAGAACUCAACAGCGCCAGUUAACUGUAAAUUAGGUAGGAAAAAAUUACAAGUUGUAUAUUGAGUAUGGAAACUCAAAAAGAUCAAAUUUAGUCAAAAUCCUGAGUUCUAGUAUAAAUAUAUAUUCUUUGAAACUCUGGAAAUGCAAAUUAUAGGAAAUUAUAUAUAAGACUUCAAUUUGAAGUGCACUAUUACCAAUAUCAUUCUGAGCAAUCGAAUAAAUUCAUAAAUGUGAUGUACAAGUAUCUCUUUUCGAACCCCUAGGUAUAAAAACUUUCCCUCCAUAUUUACGAAUGCUAGUAUAAGCAAUAUACUAAACAUUAGCAUUGGAAGGAUGCUCAUGGUUUACAUAGAUUAACCUAUUUGUGUAAGAAUAGAAGUACCAAAACAAUCUUAGCUAUAUUUGUCAAAUUAUAUAUAAAUUUCUGUAGUAAUACUUAGGAAUAAGUAGACCCUUAAAUUUGCAAUAUUUUACACCAUUAAGGGCUUUAUGAGCCAACUACGGUAUGAGGAAGCAAUAUUUAAUGAAAAGUAAAAAUAGGUGAUUUAAUAUUUAUAAGAACACAUAUAAAUUGCUCAAUCGGAUUUGAAUAUAUACUACAGUUAGUGAAAUAUUAAAUCUUUGAUGUAAAAACUGGAACACACAAUUUAAAAAAUGUAGAGGAAAGCAAAAAUGCGAAUUUCAAACGAAAUAUUUUAUGGUCUCAAUGUACAAUUUAGGAUUACUAUAUACACCUUUAAUGUAUACACCAUCACCUUUAUAAAGCAAUAAGUUAAGAAAUAAAUUAAAGCAAGUCACUCAAUGUACAAA